AUGAUCACUAUUCUUUACAUCUUGACAGCAAUUUUAGCUCACGAUGCCCUCAAUCUUCUACUCGCGCACUCAAAAGUAAUCUUAGAUGGCUUUUUCGAGAUGAAAGAAAAGGAAUUACAGCAUGCUCUGAAUCUCAAAAAAGAGGAAUCGGAACAAGCUCUCACAUUAGCGAAGUACAAUUUCGAGGAAGUUUGUGCGGCAAGAGAUCGAUAUAAAGAUGAGCUUGCGGAGAUGAAGCUCAGAAAUCGGGAACUUCAGAAUGCUCUUCUUGAGAAAGCUUCGGGAAAGGGCUUGGGAAAGAGUGAAUUCGAUGGUAGUGGGACGGGUGAGGACUUUGAAGCUUUGUGA
This is a messenger RNA of Botrytis porri, 348 nucleotides long. RefSeq lists its product as uncharacterized. The transcript is spliced from 2 exons. NCBI's taxonomy places the organism in Eukaryota, Fungi, Ascomycota, Leotiomycetes, Helotiales, Sclerotiniaceae. The coding region runs from base 1 to 348 and encodes 115 amino acids. The record is from RefSeq and is a predicted model, not a curated record.